GUUAUUUACCAAGCGCACACACAAACGUCGAGCAAUAACAUCGCGGCGAGGUUGCGCGCUCCUCGCGAUAAACAUUGAACGCAUUGAACAUUAAAAGCAAGCCGCUCGGGGCGUUCGGGAAGUGGUCUUUCAAGGUGUUCUCCUGUUGUCGUCUCGUCUGCGUCGUCCGAAGACAUUGUCGCCACAUAAUCAGUGCGUGCGCCUCGUGUACUCUUCCUCCGCGAUCGACCUUUUAAAGUGCAACUAAACAAAACGCGAGUGAUGCACGAGAAAACGAAACCUGGCUGCAACAAAUAAAUGAUAAAACGCUCGCGGAGCUCACACGCAAGCUGGGCAAAUAAUCCGCGUAUAAACCCAACGCAAAUUUAUCUAUCAGUCAUGCAGUUGUGUGUUAUCAGCUAUCACACUAGAGAUAACUUCAAACAAUAUACCGUAGAAUGCGUAGAAUAAUACGCAUCAUACUCUGUUUUCGUCCUGCAUGGACGAAUCAAAUUAAAAUUUAAUUCAUUUAUUAAUAAGCAUUGUGUGGAUGCGGAUGGAAUAUUAUAACUGGUUAGAACCGCAAGUGUAACUGGGCGAUAAUUGUCAACAUAGUGUGUUGAUCUGUUGUGGAUGAUGAAGCAAGACUCGAGGAAGCACAUCGCUCAUCACAAUAUAUGUGAUGCGGUGUGAUGUGCGCGAUCAUUACUGCAGACAUUGCAGGCAUUCGGAGAGUUUGGAGAUAAAGCAGCACAACGAAGACAUCAAGACGAUCAAGAGAGAAACCGUUUAGUCAUUCAUCGGCGGCAGCAUCCUGUGGUGACGCCAUUUUAAAGAUGGAGUCCAUAGAGGUACCCCACGAACCGCUCCGGUUGUAUUUUACUGAAGUUAAAGAUUCUCAACAUCAUACGAAUGAUUUUGAUGUAGAAUUAUUAGAUGAAGUGGAAGAAGCAUCCGAUUUUCUACAAAACGCAGGUCUUUUAGAGUUUUCUAAACUCCAUCAACAAGGCAAGGAGAUACCUGACUUGAUUGUUGAUGAGACUGUGCGCCAAAAGCAUCUCACCGUCCGGCAGGCGGAGACGGUGCGGUCGAGGGUGCGCACAUUGAAUAAAACUUUGGGCAAUCGUCAGCCGCGCAGGAAACAGCGGCAGGACGUUCGAGAUGUCGCGUGGAACCUUGAGACGUCCAGUACUGGAUCGCGUUCACGCAGUGCGACACCUGAUUCGCUUGAUUCCACUGGACACCCGAAUGAGGAAUCUACCUCUGAUGAAGACCACCAUAAUUUAUCUUCAUUUAUUUUAACUGAUGGUGUAGGCCUCAAAGGGAAAUUAAAAUACACAUCAAGUGAACCUAUACCAAGUAAGCAGGUAUUCAGUAGACAUGAUCGCGGAGAUGUCGCGCAUCUAGGUUCCGAAAAUGUGGUCCUCAAAGGGUACCAUCCCUUGAAAGAGUUUGGGACUAACAACAGGAUACCGGUGGACGUCAAUGGCGACCACAAUCAAGUGAUGGAUAUCCUUACCAAUAAUAAUAACAACAUUAAAGAGGUUACCAACGUCAAGAAUCACUACCUUGCGGAGUUUGAUAGUUUGCUGUCGAAAAGCGACCCGACCCCAUGCAGCCAAACAUCAAUGGCGAUGGGUAUUGACCAGUUGAGUUUUGCCAAGAUAGUUAAACAGGACUCUUCCAACGAAACACUUAAUAAAACAGUAGUCCGAAACGGAGCGAAUUAUAUUCACAUCGAUACGCUCUCCGAUUGUGAGUAUCAAUAUCUUAAACCUCUAUUGUGGGUUGAGGUGGCCACCAUUUUUGAUUACCACAAAAUCAACGUUCAGAAGCGGAAAGCAAGCUAUAAACAUAAAAGAGGUAAUGUAUUUGGGGUAAAUUUAUCAACUCUGGUGAUGAGAGACAUGCCCAGUACGUCUGAUACCUCCAUGGUACCCCAAAUCUACCAAACUACCUUAGCGCAACUCAACGAACGCAUCAAAGAAGAUGGAAUUCUGCGAGUUGCCGGCCAAAAACAAAAACAGGAACAAAUUUGUGCAGAAAUCGAAAGUAAAUUCUACAGCAACCGCGGGGCUGUGGAUACCCUCUUCUCACAAAUCUCAGUUCAUGAUUUAACAGGGGUAUUGAAGAAACUCCUUAGAGAGUUACCAGACCCAAUUUUUACUAUGGAAUUAUUUGAUAUGUUCUUUAAAAGUAGUUUAAUUCCCGACCAAGAAGAAAAACUGCGUGCUUUGAAUAUUUUAGUUCUUCUUUUACCGAUUGAACACCGCAGCACAUUCCAUUUGUUGCUGGAGUUUUUGAUCAACAUUGUGGCACACGAACAGUUCAACCGGAUGUCCGUACACAACGUCGCCAUGAUCUCGGCUCCAUCUUUCUUCCCACCUCGAUUACUAGGAUCAAAGUGUAAAGAUGAUAAAACACCUAUUACCAAGGAGCAGUUAACGAAAGAGAUCAACGACGCUGCUGUCUGCUGUAAUAUCAUGGAAAUAUUACUGAAAGCAGCUGAUCAACUGUGGAUGAUUCCCAAUGAGUUGGUGGAGCAAGCUCACGAAGCACAAAAACGUGCGCUGGACCGCAAAGAAAAGAAAGCCCGCUCGAAGAAGAAACUAACACGCAGCAGUACUCAGUACGAACCAGGUGCCAUGUUAAAUCCGAAAAUAAAACGGGAGUAUAUUCUUUGAGGCGCAGAUGAGCGCUUAUAAGUAUACAUAUGGGUAAUAUUUGUGUUUAGCAUUUUUUUUAUAUCGAUGAAAGCGAAGAGAGUAUCAUUCCGCAGAAACGCAUUUAUUUUCAACGUAUUGCGGCGAGUAUAUUUUAUGUGAUUAUAGAGACUAUUUUGUACAAUACUUUUAUAUUAACGUGCCAACAUGUACAUUUACCUAACAACCAACUUGUGUGUCUAACACACAGUAGAGGUCGAGAUAGUUUUUAUUAUAAAGUAGUAAAUUUAAUUUUAAGCAAAACAAAA
Molecule: messenger RNA, 2950 nt
Organism: Dalotia coriaria
Lineage: Eukaryota; Metazoa; Arthropoda; Insecta; Coleoptera; Staphylinidae
Product: rho GTPase-activating protein conundrum-like
Biological process (GO): regulation of small GTPase mediated signal transduction; signal transduction; regulation of actin filament polymerization
Cellular component (GO): cytoplasm
Molecular function (GO): GTPase activator activity
Source: RefSeq, a predicted model, not a curated record